AUGAGUCGUUGGUCUGCUGGUUCCACUCCCGGGAGUGUGAAACCAGUUUAUGGAGCACGUUAUCCUCCCCUUCAUCAGUCUACUGGGUCGGGAAGUCCUACGAAACAUGACUCUCGUACUGAUAAAUUCCAAGAUUAUGAGAAUAGUGUAUCAGAUGCUUGGGAUACGCGAGUGAAGUUAGAUGAUGACUUGGCUUCUGCUUCCGCUGCACAUGUUCUCGCUGCCCAUGCGGCUCGAAAAAGUCGAGAUGAGGUGAUCAUGCCUCCAGUCAGUACACCUCACACAAAAAACAGUAGAGUUCAAGCGCUUCAACGGCUCGCUAUACAGAAAGAACCUUUACCCUCGAGUAUCGCUAGCCCUGUCCAAAAUGCAAACCCAAUUUAUCCCAAAUUGCCCGAAAUUUCGGGAGAUCAAUGCCGCUCAACUAAUAUUGCUUCUAACGUAGCUUCUACAGGAGGAUCCCACGACCAAACGAGAUUUGAUCGUCUCCGUCGGUUAUUCUCCAAUGGUAAAAGUUCGGGAAGAGCAUCGCCCCCCGCUGAUAUCGAUAUGGACAAACUGAGAGAGGAUUGCUGGAUGGGUAUCCCACACAAACUUAGACCACAAGCAUGGAGAAUCUUAUCGGGAUAUUUGCCAACUAAUGCUGAUCGUAGAGAAAUCACUAUGGAACGUAAAAGAGAAGAAUAUUGGCAUUAUGUAGAGCAGUAUUUCCAUCAACGAUUCGAUGAUCAAAAUGCAGAAAUUUUCCGUCAAAUUCAUAUUGAUAUCCCACGGAUGUGUCCUCUCAUCCCACUCUUCCAACAAAAAAUGGUACAAGAGAUGUUUGAACAUAUUCUGUACAUCUGGGCCAUUCGACAUCCCGCCAGUGGAUAUGUACAGGGUAUAAAUGAUUUGGUCACACCAUUCUUCGUUGUUUUCCUUUCUGAGUUCAUUCCUCAAGACGUUGAGGUUGGAUCUUUCGACGUUUCCCAACUUCCUCUCGAACAAUGCAAGUUGGUUGAAGCAGAUUCUUUCUGGUGUGUAAGUGCUCUUCUUGAUUCUAUCCAAGAUAACUACACAUUCGCUCAGCCUGGUAUUCAAAGAAAAGUGUUGCAGCUUAAGCAUCUGUUAAGUCGUGUAGAUAAACCAUUGCACAAGCAUCUCGAGAGCAAUGGUGUUGAGUAUCUCCAAUUUGCUUUCCGUUGGAUGAAUAACUUAUUGAUGAGAGAAAUUCCUUUGAGAGCAACAAUUCGACUUUGGGACACUUAUUUGAGUGAACCGGAUGGCUUCUCGCAGUUUCACAAUUAUGUUUGCGCGGCAUUCCUCCGUACUUGGUCGCGACAACUUCAAAACGAAAAAGACUUUCAGGGAAUCAUGAUUUUAUUGCAAAACUUACCCACUCAGUCAUGGGGUGAUCGGGAAAUCUGCGAACUCACUGCUGAUGCUUUCUCAUUGAUGAGCGUGUUCGAUGGCGCUCGUAGGCAUUUGCCUGCUUCAAGCAGCCCUUAA
Messenger RNA from Auanema sp. JU1783, 1488 nucleotides. Lineage: Eukaryota; Metazoa; Nematoda; Chromadorea; Rhabditida; Rhabditidae. The record is from the annotation of a GenBank genome assembly.